Messenger RNA from Aspergillus ruber CBS 135680, 639 nucleotides. RefSeq lists its product as uncharacterized. Bases 1 to 639 code for a protein of 212 amino acids. The record is from RefSeq and is a predicted model, not a curated record. The transcript has 2 exons. NCBI's taxonomy places the organism in Eukaryota, Fungi, Ascomycota, Eurotiomycetes, Eurotiales, Aspergillaceae.
AUGCCGGCUCCUGUCCAGAUGCUUGAGCCCGUCGUGCGCCGUCUUGAGCACGACGAGGACUACGUGGUGAACGCCUUCGAGCGCCAUGCUACCCACUGCCCUCGAUGCGAAGACCCCAUCAAGACCUUUGACGAGAACAACACCCUCUGCGAUCGCGGAAACCAAUACGCUAUCGAUGUCGACAAGUACAUCUACGCCAUCAAUGACAUGGCGCACUCCGUCGUCGACCGCGAACUAAACCAGGCCACUCUGGUCCAAAUCCCCAUGAACUGCGAAUCCACCCGCCGACUCCUCCUAGCAGUACAGUACGGCCUCCCACUACGUCGCAAGGAGAACCACAGCCAGAGCCAACGCCAACGGAGCGAGUCGCCGGCCCGUCCCGUCAUCAGCUACGAUCGUACAUACCCCGUUGCCCCUCGACGGCCAGCAUCGCAAACCCAGUCCCUCAGCUCUGAAGUCAUUGAGCGGUCACCGCAGCGUAACAUGAAGCACCGGGUCAUUGUCUACCCCUCUUCCUCCUCAUCAGUUCGUUCUUCGUCGUCGACCAGGGGUUCACUGUAUGAAGAAGAUGUUGUAGACCGUGUGGACCGGAGGAGGCCAUCUCCCCGUCGCAACUGGCCAAUCGACUACCAUCUUUGA